AUGCCAGAGACGUCGCGCCCUUCGCGGUCUCACAGGCCUCGAGAGCGAGAUCGACAACGGAAUGGGCAAUCGUCGAAAAAGAAUGGACACAAGAAAAAACGGUCAUCAGGGUCGCGCCGACCAGCUGCUGGGACGGAAGAGGCUCGGGAUCGAAGUUCAAAAUCAUUAUCAGCAGGGGCUCUCGCCGAUCUGGACAGAGAGAAUGCGCGCCAAAAGAAACGAAGCGAACGAGCAAGUCGAGCCAACAGAGACGAAUCCCGAAGACCAGUCCGAGCCAGCAAUGAUGAACACCGAAGACGAGACCGAGACCGAGAACGUGACCGGGAUCCGGAUAGGCCACGAACUCAUCGCAAGGGGAAGAAGCGACGAGUUGUGAGCGGAGCUAUCAUGGAAGAGGGAAGAGCACACACUGAGCUGAGAGGUGGCGGGGGAAGCAUCGAUAGUCUCGAAAAGGACUUUUACCAAAGGGAACGACCGAAAAAGAGCAAGAAAAAGCUAUGGAUUGCUCUUGGUGUCAGUGCUGUCGUCCUCAUCAUCAUCAUUAUAGUGGCAGUGGUUGUGAGCAACAAGAACAAAGGGAAAGGAGGAGGGGGUAGUGACGAUAGUGGUGAUUCAGACAACUCGAGUGGCGACACAUCAGGACUCGAUGGCAUGGAUCGCAAGGAUAUACCCGACAAGUGGAAGAACACAUACCUCGAUCCUUGGACAUGGGAAACGACAACCGACUUCAACGUCACCUUUACCGACGAGAUGGUUGGAGACUUGCCAGUCAUGGGCCUCUACGAUGACUGGGACGACUCGGCACGGGCAAACGACAAGGUUCCGCCACUGAACAAAGCAUGGGGUUCUUACACCGAAAAGCCUGCUCGGGGAGUGUGUAUAGGAGGGUGGCUCUACCUGGAGCCGUUUAUCACGCCUUCUCUGUUCAACUACGACACUGAUGAAGGCAUUGUUGACGAAUGGACAUUGUCUGAAAAGCUGGGUGCUGAUGCAGGAGCAACACUAGAGAAACACUACGCAUCGUUCAUCACGGAGGAUACCUUCAAGGACAUCGCCGCUGCCGGCCUUGACCACGUUCGAAUCGGUUUCAACUAUUGGGCCGUCCAAGUAUAUGAUGGAGACCCCUACGUGUUUCGCACCUCGUGGCGAUACCUGUUGCGUGCCAUCGAGUGGUGCCGCAAGUAUGGGCUUCGAGUAAACCUGGACUUGCACGGUAUUCCUGGCAGUCAAAACGGUUGGAACCACAGUGGUAGAUGGGGAAACAUUGGUUGGUUGAACGGAAAUGAUGGAGACGAGAAUGCAAAGCGAGCUCUCGAGAUCCAUGACCGGCUGUCCAAGUUCUUCGCCCAGGACCGCUAUAAGAACAUCAUCUCGCAUUACGGCCUCGCCAACGAACCUCGAAUGACCUUUCUCAAGACGAGCGAAGUCAUCCAGUGGACAGAGGAUGCGUAUAAACUUGUGCGCAAGAAUGGCGUCAAGGCUCUUGUUGUGUUUGGAGACGGUUUUAUGGGACUCGACAACUGGCAGGGCGUGAUGACUGGCUACGAUGACAUGAUCUUGGAUGUUCACCAGUACGUCAUCUUCAACGAGAAUCAGAUCGACUUUACGCACAAGGAAAAGGUUGAGUACGCCUGUAAGGGGUGGACGGAGCAGGCUGAGAGGAGCAUGGAUACAACGACAGGUUACGGACCAACCAUGUUUGCUGAAUGGUCACAAGCCGACACAGACUGUGCCAAGUUCCUCACGGGCGUGGGCUGGGGCAACAGAUGGGAGGGCACGUACGACACGGGCAGUUCAAACACCUCGAUCCUGACGCCUCGGUGUCCCACCAAGGACAAGAAGUGCUCGUGUGACCAAGCCAACUCUGCCCCCGACAAGUGGAGUGCCGAGUACAAAAAGUUCCUCAAGAUGUUUGCCGAGGCCCAGAUGCACAGCUUCGAGAAGGGCUGGGGCUGGUUCUACUGGACGUGGAAGACGGAGAACAACUACCAGUGGAGCUACGAGGCUGGUCUCAAAGCGGGUGUUUUGCCCGAGAAGCCUUGGGACCGUGAUUUUGACUGCGACAAGGAUGUUCCUGAUUUCGACGAUCUGCCAGAGUAUUACUAG
Fusarium vanettenii 77-13-4 is the source of this 2106-nucleotide messenger RNA. RefSeq lists its product as uncharacterized. Gene Ontology annotation, cellular component: extracellular region; cell surface. The record is from RefSeq and is a predicted model, not a curated record. Gene Ontology annotation, biological process: glucan catabolic process. Gene Ontology annotation, molecular function: beta-glucosidase activity. The transcript is spliced from 2 exons. Bases 1 to 2106 code for a protein of 701 amino acids. NCBI's taxonomy places the organism in Eukaryota, Fungi, Ascomycota, Sordariomycetes, Hypocreales, Nectriaceae.